Messenger RNA from Orbicella faveolata, 4560 nucleotides. RefSeq names its product tetratricopeptide repeat protein 28-like. Lineage: Eukaryota; Metazoa; Cnidaria; Anthozoa; Scleractinia; Merulinidae. The record is from RefSeq and is a predicted model, not a curated record.
AGUUUCUGUGUUAAUUAUUGACUUAUUAAUUAAAAAAUUAAUAAUUAUCGCAGAAACGGCUUUGAAAAGUGGGCUGGAUUAACUGGGAAAAUAGGCGGGAAAGCGGGAUCUGAGAACCCUAUUGUGGACUCUCCGUUAAUACGGCCAGCCGCUUCAUUCUGAAGUCCUAACCUGUAUUAUCCUUUAUAAUUUUACCCCGUUCAUUCGGCCACUUAAAACAGUUAUGUUCGUCUUUCGAUUGUUAGUAUUGUACGUACUGAUCGAAGUUUCAAUUUUUUAAAAUUAUAUCUGCAUUCCCGGUGCUUAUUAAAGAACAGUUGUUUAGAAGUGCGAUUGUGAUAUAUCACUCAGUUUUUACCAUUCAUGAAAUUUGACCCUACCCCGUUAUUAGCUAGUACAGGGCUACCCCGUUAAAACGACCACAAUUUCACGGCCCGUCGGUGACCGUAUUAACGGGCAUUCAUUUCAUUUUAAACCAGACGGGGGAUUAUAUCCAAUAGGGGAGUGGGGGCUUAGUGCUUAUAAUCGGAAGUAGUAUUUUGUUUACCGGCAAUUGGGUCUAUAACCCAGGGGACUUACAAGCGGCAGUUUACGGACGGUAUUCUGCUUAAAACAAGCCGGCUCUCAAUAGGAUUGAAGUUGUUUAUCGAACGUCCCAUAAUGUUCACACCUGACUAAAAGGAGUUGAUAAUGAUUAAAGAUUGUUUAUGAAACUAGCACUGGGAGGAAGUAGUUAUUUUAAUCGCUCAGAAAAUUAUAGCACUAAUGUUUGCGAUGAAGCCCGUCGCGCACGUCAUCGCGAGUGUCUUAACUUGUAAUGUAUUCAAACUUUCACAUCAAAAUAUUCAUGAGGGACGAAAAGAACAGCUAUGAAAACUUGGUCUGAGAUAAAAACCGAGCCCUUCUACACGGAUCAAGUGGUUGCUCUCACAAGGUCACGUGAAUGACUCGAUAAUCUUUAAAAGAACAAUAGACCUAGCAACAGAAACAAUGCCCCUAGCCCCUCGUUCAAACGUCCAGACGCUGCAAUUCCCCCUUUUAAAAACGAAGAGCAUACAGUUCACCUCCUGCUAACAAGGGGCACCAAACUUUGCAAAAAGUUAAUGGUUUUAGACCUACGUUAACAAUGAUUUGCUUUAAUGUUACAUUUAAGGUUAGGCUGUCAGACUGACAUUUGCAAUUCUAAUGGCUGACGUAGACGAGAUUCUUCAAGUUCUCUUUGUCGGUAUUGCGGUGGCAUCGAUUUUGCUUCAGACACGUCGAUUCAUGAAGGCCAUUGAGCUGCUCAGUGAGUGUUUGGUUCUUCUAAAGAAGCAUUCUUUGAAAUUAAAAAAAGACAAACUGAACGAACUUUUCGCGCUGGUCUAUGACCGGCAAUUUAAUCUUUACUGUCUUGUUGGUGACUACAAAAAUGCAAUCCAGAGUGGUGAGGAAGCGCUUUGUCUAUUUCGCGAAAAUGACGACUAUGGAGGUGAAGCCGUGUUGCUCAACAAAAUGGGAGAUGUAUACCUAUCGAUCGGCGAGAACGGAAAAGCCAAAGAAAGUUUCGAGAAAGCACGGACCUACUACCUUAACGAGGUGUCAAGGCUUCAGCAAGGAGAACAUUUGAAAAGAACGUUUGCAACACUUCUUUGCAACCUAGGAGAGUAUUCAAUACCCUUAUACGAAUUUACCAGUGCCAAGGACUAUUUUGAACAAGCUCUGGCAAUCUGGGAAGAAAUUGGUGAUAGACAGGGAAAAGAAAGAGCACUAAGCUUUUUAUCUGAGCUUAACUACCUGGUCAGCGACAGCAAAAAAGCCGCCCAAAACGAGGAACAAGCAAUUCCAGUAUACCAAACUGGUGGUAGCGAAAGCGGAGCUGGAUUGCUGAUUGGCAAAAUUGACGAUGUGUGUCAGUCGACUGGCGAACAGGUGGAAGUCAAAGAAAGCUACGAGGAGGCAGUCUCGUAUAUCUUUAAUGAAAUGAUGAAUGUUUAUGAAGUUCUAUUUCUUGAUCAAAGAGAAAAUUUUGAAAGAUUACUAUCGGAAGCAAACACUCAAGGGAAAGAAACGAUAGCAGGAUUUCUUUAUCGAUCAGGUACUGUAUCUUUGUCACGUUUCGAAUACCCAAAAGCUAAGGACUAUUUAGAAAGAGCUCGUGAAGUCUUCAGAGAAACUGGAAAUAGAAAGAACGAACCACAAGUACUCAUCGCUCUCGGCAAUCUGUACAAGGAAAAUGAAGAAUACGAACAGGCAAAAAUACAUUAUGAAGAGGCGAUGGUGAUCGCAGAAGACGUCGGCGAGACGUUUGACAAAGGAGUGGCAUACGGCAAGCUCGGGACAUUAUGUGACAUCAGGGGUGAAUAUGCCAAAGCCAAAGAAUUGCACAUGAAGGCUCUCGAAAUUAGUGUGGAACUCGGAGACAAAAAAGGGGAAAUCACGGAUCACCUAAAUUUUGCUAAGGUCCACAUUAAUUUGAGUGAACGCGAUCAAGCUCGGGAAUGCUAUCGCAAGGCACUGAAGAUAAGCAAAGAAAUUGGCAGCCAAGAAGCAGAGGCCUCGACAUACUUCGAUUUGGGAGUUUUUUCAUGCAGUCUGAGUGACUAUGAAAAUGCAGAAUUCAACUUGAAAAAGGCACUUGAAAUGUACAGGAAAAUUGGUGACACAGAGAAUGAAGGGUCUUCAAUUUGUCAACUUGGAUACCUUUACUUUUUUGUUGGCAGAUACCACGAGGCAAUUAAGUGUUACGAAAGAAAGCUUGAUAUUAGUAAAAUCAUUGGUGAUAAAAUAGGUGAAGGGACCGCAUACUGUAACCUUGGAACUGCCUAUCAAGCCCUUGGAGACUAUGGCAAAGCAAAGAAGUGCCAUCAACAAGCACUCGAUAUUACUACGAAAACAAAUCACGUACGAGGGCAGGCAAUAGACUACGGCAAUCUUGGAACUGUCUACCAGCAUCUUGGCAAUUAUGAGGCGGCAUACAAGCACCACGAAAAGGCGCUGGAGAUUAAGACUCGAAUUGAUCACAAGGAAGGGCUAUCUGCAGAAUAUCUUAACCUGGGAGUUGUUUGUCAGUAUCUUGGGGAAUUUGUGAAAGCCAAUGAAUGUUGCCAAAAAGCCCUUGCCAUCGCCAAAAAAAUUGGCGACAGAAGAGUUGAAGCAAACAUAUUAUGCAGAUUGGGAUCUAUAGAGCAAACUAUUGGCGAACACGAAAGAGCGACAGAGCACUACAAAGAGGCGUUCCAAAUCAGCAAAGAAGUCAAAGACAUCAGGCAAGAAGGGGAAAUAAAUUGCAAUCUUGGAUCUGUUUAUCAAUCUCUUGGUGACUUAACUACGGCCAAGAGGUAUUUGGAAAAGUCAUUGGCAAUCACCAAGCAAAUUGGAAGCAAAGAUUCAGAAGGCGCUGUUCUCAAUAACCUUGGUGGUUUACAUCAUUCACUGGGUGCACACGCUGAGGCAAGGGAAUGUUACGAGAUGUCACUUGCACUCUCAAUAGAAACUCGUAACCAAGAGCUAGAAAUGACAACGAACAACAACCUCGGGUCGUUGCACUUGUCCGAAAAUGAAUUCCAUAAAGGGUCCGAAUGUUUCAAAAGGGCAGUUCGGAUCUCUGAACAGAUGGGAGACGUGAAAGGGAAAAUUAGAAGCUAUUGCAAUUUAGCAGUGGUUUAUGUGGUAUCAGCUCAAGAUAUGCCAAAAGCUUUAAAAUAUCUCUCAGCAAGCAUUAAGGCCCUUGAGGAAAUGCGAGUAUUAGUGGGGGAGAGUGAGUACUACAAGAUAGGGCUGGCUGACGAAAAUGCUGCUCCUUAUCGACUUAUGGUUACAGUCUUGUUGAAACUGGAAUGCAUUGAAAUGGCUUUGAACGUAUCAGAACUGGAACGUGCCAGAUCACUGGCAGAGUCGAUGGCAACUAAAUAUUCCAUCGAACAGUUACCCGGUUUUAAUCCCAAUCGAUGGGUAGAGUUCGGGAAUUUCAUACAAAGGAAAUCCUGCACAGGCCUAUCAUUUUAUUUUGUACAUGAAAAUCUUUUGUGCUGGGUUUUAAAGACUGGCAAGGUAGAAGUUGUGACAAAUAAAGGGCUUACGACAGACAUCAGACCCCAGGGCGAGUCCAUUCAACGCUGGCUGGAGACAUUGGCACAUCAGACCUACAGAGACUUUUUGCUCUUGCAAGGAGAACGAUGUGAAGAUCGUUCCUUGUUUCUCUGGGAUGACGAUGCUGAGGCAAGAUCUCCAACACAAGUAAAAGAAACUCCCACCACUUCUCGGGGUAAAGAGCAUGAGGAAGAAGGUCAGAAGGAUCCGCCAGCCCUUAAAGAGUUGUAUAACAUGAUUAUUGCUCCUGUGCGUGAAUUUGUGGAGGGAUCUGAGAUGAUCAUCGUUCCAGACCGUUCUUUGCACAGAAUUCCAUUCGCAGCAUUAAAGGACGAGAGUGGUGAAUAUCUCUCUGAAAAGUUUAGAAUUCGUAUCAUUCCUUCUUUGACGACUCUCAAGCUGAUCCAAGACAGUCCAGCAACCUAUCACAGUCAGAAAGGUGUCCUUAUCGUGGGAGAUCCUGAAGUAGGCCUAGAAGAAUUACCUCCU